AUGUAUGGCCCUCCAGUGGAUCUAUCAUUUAAAGACAUCAGCAGUGUGACAGGUGCACUCUCAGAACAACCCAGAAGUGGCCUGCGGCCUUUAAACACAAACUCAAAGAGGAAGUAUCUGAGCCGUUCUUUGCGUCUCAGUAACAAUAGCAUCACUGACCUUGUUGGCCUCCAAUACACUCUUGGCUUCUUUCUGGCUGAACCAUCACAGCUCGGCUGGCUUGACCUAUCCUUCAACAAACUCACAGGCAUAGAUCCAGUUUUGUGUGAGCUUCAUGAACUGCGUGUAUUGUACCUUCAUGGCAACGGCAUCUGGAACCUGUCAGAGAUAGACAAGCUGGGAGAGCUGCAGCAUCUACACACCAUCACACUGCACGGAAAUGCCAUAGAGACCACUAAAGGGUACAGGAAAUAUGUGAUUUCAGGCAUGCCUCAGUUGAGGACGAUGGACUUUAGCGCUGUGACACGUGAAGAGCGAGUCUUGGCAAAUUCUUGGCGUCAACACACCAACUCUGGCAGAAACACCAAGGAGAAUUUCGAGUAA
Molecule: messenger RNA, 543 nt
Organism: Scomber japonicus (chub mackerel)
Lineage: Eukaryota; Metazoa; Chordata; Actinopteri; Scombriformes; Scombridae
Product: leucine-rich repeat-containing protein 51-like
Exons: 4
Coding region: 1-543 (180 amino acids)
Molecular function (GO): protein binding
Source: RefSeq, a predicted model, not a curated record